CCUACGUUGAGACUUCUAUUGAGCUGGGCUCAAGAUCGCCCAUUCAGUUCAACGGUUCUUUGGGCGACACGACAUUCAAGGACAACAACGUCACACAGAAGUACUGCUGCCGCUACCAGGAGCCGUCGUUCAUCCCCAUUGAGCUGCCGGACGCCGAACCGUUCCGGCUCAUUGUCAGGUCAAGCUGUCCCAAAAUAAGAGGUCUGAAGUCGGCCAUCACGCGACAGAACUGGUGGACCUCGGUGGCAUCGAUCACAGAACAGUUCCCCUCCACCACGCCCUACUGGUUGUUCAGCACUUCCGUCUCAGCCUUCUCGUGUUACUACACUCCACCCAAAUACGGCUGCAACCAGCAAGUGUACCUGGACGCCAGCAACCCGUCAAUCACCAUAGCAACACCCGGGACUGAACUCGGCCAGCGUGAGCCGAACAGACGUUGUUUGUACAUGUUCGACGCCCCACCCAACUCUCAGUUCAAGGUCACAUUCAACUUGGUGUCUAUCAGCACGGCUAACGACGAUCAAGUGCUAUAUAAACGUUAUCACAAAUGGCAGGAGCCUAACAAGAUAAACCCCGCAAACUAUCCCUACCAGAUCGUGUCUGAGAGCAACUACUUCUCCUUGGAAUACUGGUCAGCCCACGACAGGUCUUCAUUAUUCAGGGGACUUAACUUCACUGUCUCGGUCAUCUUGCCUGAAGAUCAAUGCUACUUUGACAAGGGAGACGAUUACUACGGUAAAACAGAUGUAACUGAAACAGCGGAGAGUUGUCUGCCCUGGUCUGAAACUAUUGAGUGUGAUAGCUUCUCGACAAUUGCUCGUCAAUACUCCAUUCUGAGUGGCGGAAACGGUUGCCGGAAUCCCGGAAAUGAUCUCAUACAGCCUUGGUGCUACGUUGCCAGGAACGGAUCCAACUGCGACAAACGCUACUGCGACGCCUGUAACGCAAUGGUGCCAGUUGAUUCCAUCAGACAAUGCACUUCACUGAUUUCGGCCAACCCAGACUUCUGCAAAUCAGGGGUUCAGCGCUUCCGCUGCUUCAAGUCAUGCGGCUUUUCACAACAGCCGACAGCUAGAGCAACUUGUGGAGACCCUACCCUACCUGCCGAUGGUGUGCUGGUCGAUACGCCCAAAUCAUCGUACAAGGAAGGAGAGAUCGUAGGUGUCAAAUGUAAGGACAGCGAUGUGGAGCCUGUCAAUGAAAUGAUGUGCACAGCCGAUGGAUGGUCGACUUUAUUACAAGCUUGCAAAGCCCCCUGUGCCGACAAAGGGACAAACUGUGAUAAGCUGAUGGCGUCAUCACCCAAGUUCUGCACCCACCCCAACACCAACGCGACAGCGGAACAGUACUGUUCCAAAUCUUGCGGACGCUGCGCUGGUGGGGAAACGUGUUCAGUGGCUGGCGGCGCCACCUACUCGAUUACUUCCGGGUCAAGCACACUCAAGGCCGGCGAGGCCGUGACCUUCGCCUGUAAUGCUGGGUACUUCUACGUGUCCGGUGAUCUGACCCGCGCCUGUUCUGUCAGCGGUGCCUUGCUUGGGUCAGAACCUGUGUGUCAAGAGACCCCUGUAGCCACUGACGUGAACCUAAAUGGUGUGUUCAUGAGACAGACCCCACUAAAGGACAAAACUGUGCACAUCAUGGACACGUCUGAGUAUAGAAUGCCCUUUGCCGGAAAAAUAACAAGAUGGUACUAUCAAUGUAAAGCCGUUGUUACCUCCCCUACUGUCAGCAUGAUGAUCUUUAGAAGAGCUAGUACCGGCUACACGUUUGUCGGUGCUAACAACGUCACGUGCCCCAACGCCGAAAUCAAGUGGAGUUUUUACGUCCCCGCGGCCAGCCAAAUCACGGUCCAGCCCGAUGACGUCAUCGGCAUGUUCACGUUGGCGACCAACACCAUCUCCACCACCGACUGCAAGAAGGCCAUGGAGAAACUCAGCACCGUGGGUACGGCCACUGCUAACACCUUUUUCGAGCUGACCAACAAACCUGUGGUGACCACCAGCGCUUGUAUUAUGGCCUCGGUGGGAGUGAGACUCGAACCAGUGUGAUGCAAGCAAAUUCGGAAAAAAACAUAUACUGUAAAUGCUUGGAUGGACUACUGCACGGACCUUCAAAUAUCUGUUCUACUUAAAAAUCAUCAUUAAACAAUUUAAAAAAAU
This is a messenger RNA of Physella acuta, 2162 nucleotides long. RefSeq lists its product as uncharacterized. Gene Ontology annotation, molecular function: metalloendopeptidase activity; zinc ion binding. Gene Ontology annotation, biological process: proteolysis. The record is from RefSeq and is a predicted model, not a curated record. NCBI's taxonomy places the organism in Eukaryota, Metazoa, Mollusca, Gastropoda, Physidae.